CAAUGCACAGUGAGCCUUUGCGACAGUAGAAGAAGAAAAAGAAGAGGAAGAUGAUGUAAGGAACAGGGCUUUUCGCACACCGGCAGCGGUCAACAGCUAUAACAGCCCACCAUGGCCGACAAAGCGCAGACACGAUUAGAGAUAAAAACACAAGGAGAGGUUGUCAGGAAACUAAAGGCAGAAAAGGCUAGCAAAGAACAGAUCGAUGAGGAGGUCGCCAAACUCCUGGAGCUCAAGGCCCAGCUGGGGGAGGAUGAGGGAAAACAGGGCUUCGUGCUCAAGACCGCCAAGGGCACGAGGGACUACAACCCAAAGCAGAUGGCCAUCCGUGAGAGAGUCUUCAACGCCAUCGUGGGCUCCUUCAAACGCCACGGCGCCGAGACCAUCGACACGCCCGUCUUUGAGCUGAAGGAAACCUUAAUGGGGAAGUAUGGGGAAGACUCCAAGCUCAUCUACGACCUAAAGGACCAGGGAGGAGAGCUGCUGUCGCUGCGUUAUGAUCUCACCGUGCCAUUUGCUAGAUACCUGGCCAUGAACAAGAUCACCAACAUCAAGCGCUACCACAUCGCCAAGGUGUACCGGCGAGACAACCCCGCCAUGACCCGCGGCCGCUACAGGGAGUUCUAUCAGUGCGAUUUCGACAUCGCCGGACAGUACGACCCCAUGAUCCCGGACGCGGAGUGUCUGAAGAUCGUCCACGAGAUCCUGAGCGAGCUGGACCUCGGCGACUUCCGGAUCAAGGUCAAUGACAGGCGCAUUCUGGACGGAAUGUUUGCCGUGUGUGGAGUUCCGGAUGAAAAGUUCCGUGCCAUAUGUUCCACGGUGGACAAGCUGGACAAGGUGCCCUGGGAGGAUGUGAAGAAUGAGAUGGUGAAUGAGAAGGGUCUGGCCCCCGAGGCAGCCGACCGCAUCGGGGAGUACGUCAGCCUGCAGGGCGGAGCGGACCUGGCCCAGAAGCUGCUGCAGGACCCAAAGCUGUCCCAGAACAAGCAGGCCUGCGCCGGGCUGUCGGACAUGAAGCUGCUCUUCACCUACCUGGAGCUCUUCAGGGUCACGGACAAGGUGGUGUUUGACCUCAGUCUGGCCCGCGGCCUGGACUACUACACGGGGGCGAUCUACGAGGCGGUGCUGAUCCCGUCGGGCCCCGCCCCGACCCCCCCGCAGGACGGCGCCACGGGCGAGGAGGCGGUCAACGUGGGCAGCGUGGCGGGAGGGGGUCGCUACGACGACCUGGUGGGCAUGUUCGACCCCAAGGGCCGGAAAGUGCCCUGCGUGGGCGUGAGCAUCGGCAUCGAGAGGGUCUUCUCCAUCAUGGAGCAGAAGGCCGAGGCCUCAGCGGAGAAGGUGCGCACCACAGAAACGCAGGUCAUGGUGGCGUCGGCGCAGAAGAACCUUCUGGAAGAGCGCCUGAAGCUGACCGCUGAGCUGUGGGACGCCGGCAUCAAGGCGGAGGUGAUGUACAAGAAGAGCCCCAAACUACUGAGCCAGCUGCAGCACUGCGAGGACACGGGGAUCCCCCUGGUCGCCAUCCUCGGGGAGCAGGAGCUGAAGGGCGGGAUGGUGAAGCUGAGGACCGUGGCCACCAGAGAGGAGGUGGACGUGUCGAGGGCGGAGCUUGUGGACGAAAUCAAGAAGCGAACCCUCCAGUAGCGGAGCGAUGACGAACGGGUGGCCGCCCGUUACCAAGGAGACGCCAGGCCCCUCAGCAUAUCAGCAUAUCGCCAAGAAUAAUGGAUCUAUCUGUAUGCUAAUGGCUAAGCCGUGACUCUCGCCUGUAUCCGCACAGAGAAAGCGGUCACUAUUCAUCAUGAUUCCUCCAUUCCGGCUCUGUUGAGCCACGUCGUCAUGGUGCACCCUGUAUAAUGGAAACCUUGCUUGCUUCCUGUCGAUUCACACAAAUAAAAUUGCUUGUCAUGUUUAAGGUC
Anguilla anguilla (European eel) is the source of this 1925-nucleotide messenger RNA. It is a transcript of the gene hars, whose product is annotated as histidyl-tRNA synthetase. Gene Ontology annotation, cellular component: cytoplasm; mitochondrion. The transcript has 13 exons. Gene Ontology annotation, molecular function: identical protein binding; ATP binding; histidine-tRNA ligase activity. Bases 112 to 1650 code for a protein of 512 amino acids. The record is from RefSeq and is a predicted model, not a curated record. Lineage: Eukaryota; Metazoa; Chordata; Actinopteri; Anguilliformes; Anguillidae. Gene Ontology annotation, biological process: mitochondrial translation; histidyl-tRNA aminoacylation.